Molecule: messenger RNA, 4585 nt
Organism: Dromiciops gliroides (monito del monte)
Lineage: Eukaryota; Metazoa; Chordata; Mammalia; Microbiotheria; Microbiotheriidae
Gene: MAPRE2
Product: microtubule associated protein RP/EB family member 2
Exons: 7
Coding region: 172-1152 (326 amino acids)
Biological process (GO): spindle assembly; protein localization to microtubule plus-end; regulation of microtubule polymerization or depolymerization
Cellular component (GO): microtubule plus-end; cytoplasmic microtubule; microtubule organizing center
Molecular function (GO): microtubule plus-end binding
Source: RefSeq, a predicted model, not a curated record
GGGAAACCAGGGAGGAGGAGGAGAGAGAGAGAGGGAGGGAGGCUGGGAAGCAGUGAGCAAGUGAGGGGAUCAGUAGCAGAGAGGCAGAAGGGUGAGACAGGAAGACAGACACAGCCUACCUUCCUCACCGGAGCAAAGGAAAGAUUGGCUUUCAUUGUUGGGAGUGCUCCAAUGCCUGGUCCGACCCAAACCUUGUCCCCAAAUGGAGAGAACAACAACGACAUCAUCCAGGAUAACGGGACGAUCAUUCCUUUCAGGAAGCACACAGUACGUGGGGAACGUUCUUACAGUUGGGGAAUGGCGGUCAAUGUGUAUUCUACCUCGAUAACCCAAGAGACUAUGAGCAGACAUGACAUCAUUGCAUGGGUGAACGAUAUAGUAUCUUUAAACUACACAAAAGUCGAACAGCUUUGUUCAGGAGCCGCCUAUUGCCAGUUCAUGGACAUGCUAUUCCCAGGCUGCAUUAGUUUGAAGAAAGUAAAAUUUCAAGCAAAGUUGGAGCAUGAAUAUAUUCACAACUUCAAACUUCUGCAAGCAUCAUUUAAAAGAAUGAAUGUUGAUAAGGUCAUUCCGGUGGAGAAGCUAGUGAAAGGCCGCUUUCAGGACAACUUGGAUUUCAUCCAGUGGUUUAAGAAGUUCUAUGAUGCAAACUACGAUGGGAAGGAGUAUGACCCCGUGGAGGCUCGGCAAGGCCAGGAUGCCAUUCCCCCACCUGACCCUGGUGAACAGAUCUUCAACUUGCCCAAGAAAUCUCACCAUGCAAACUCACCUACGGCAGGUGCUGCUAAAUCUAGUCCAGCUUCUAAACCAGGAUCUACCCCUUCUCGUCCCUCAUCAGCGAAAAGGACCCCUUCUAGCAGUGGCACAGCAUCCAAAUCUGAGAAAGACUUAGAAACCCAGGUCAUACAGCUCAACGAACAGGUACAUUCAUUAAAACUUGCACUUGAAGGUAUGGAGAAGGAAAGAGAUUUCUACUUUGGAAAAUUGAGAGAGAUUGAGCUGCUCUGCCAAGAACAUGGGCACGAACAUGAUGAUCUCGUGCAGAGACUAAUGGAGGUCCUAUAUGCUUCAGAAGAACAUGAGAGCCACACGGAGGAGCAGGAAGCAGAAGAACAAGUUCACGAGCAGCCUCAGCAGCAGGAAGAAUACUGACCCGUUUUCACAUCUCUUGACACUUUUCAUUUUGUUGUGGGAACUUUUCUUCUGGAGAAUUGGAACAUGUGUGGCCUCAAACACGAAAGAAACCCAUUGCUCUCCAUCCGCUACUACCACAGACAUACAGCAGUGAGUGCCAGCCAAUCCACUGCAAGCUCUGCUCGCUCCUUUGCCAAGCUGCAUUAGCAGACGUUUACUCUCUGGCUGUCCACCUGAGAGAUUGUAGGGUCACAUUCUUUCAACUUCACCACUUGGCUGCUUGACAUGGGUUCUGUCCUUUUCUUUCAAAAAGAAUCCCCCCCUUUCCCCCCAACUCUUGUCUUAGUAUGAUACCGUUGUAAUUUGAUAUAUAGUAUUUAUAUUGGCAUCUUACGACAAAAUGUUACUAGAUGUCACACACAUUUGUGGUGCUUUGAUGUUUGCAAGUCUGUCUGCCUUUGAGCAUAAAUUUGGUCAAAUGAUGAAUUGGAACAAAGGGAAAAGAAAUACUUGAGAGUGAAACGGCAUAUUUUCCUGGGUGAGGGACGGGAAGACUUGUGCCACUACAAAUCACACGAUCUCUCUAUUCACAAAACUAAAAGCAAAACAAUGGUUUCAAAGGACUGAAAGUCCCUUCAGUGUUUUACACAGCAUGUUAGACAACCACACAGUAUGUUAUUAUUUUUGGAAGAUCUGAAUCCACUUACGAGGAAAAAAAAAAAAAGAAACAUCUCAGUUUUCCUUAUUUUUUCCCCUUCUGCCCCUCCCCACAUCCUUACCCUGCCACCAGAGGUUUUCAUGGUCUUUUCUUUCUCAGGGUCCUAUUUGGUGGAUAAAUAGAUAGAUAGAUAGGUAUACAUACAUAUUCCCCAAGAUGCUGCUGCUCAGUAUCUUCAACCAAAAGGGUUCUGGGUAUGUAGGUCAGAGAGUGACCUGCUGCCUCCUGCCCCCUCCCUCCCUUUCCUUAUUGGUACCCUAGGUGAAAGAUAGUUAGUGUGGAUUUCAGUGCCUCUUCUCCAUCAUCCAACCUGGAGGAAGAGCGAGGCCUAGCUAAGGCCAUUGGCCACCAACCAGCUCCAGAACUAAUGGCUUUUCUUAAAGAAGAAUAAGUUCUUCUAAAAGAAUUACAAUAAGGAAUGGGUUGCAGCUAGCUGUGUUUUUCAAGUUCUGUGCACCCUGUGACAGGAAAUUUCACCUGAAUUUGAAGCGAGGUUCUGAUUAAUGGAAGCACAACCUCUAAAACACCUUCCAGCUCUAAACCUAUGAUCCUCUGACCUCCAAGGGAGACAUUUCUGCAGUCUGGUGUAGACUCUGCUGCCUAAGAUGCUAGAGUCAUAUGGCAGAAAGAUCCCUGACUUCCAGUAGCAUUUGGAAUAUGGAUUUUUUUCCUCUUAAUAGGGCCCUUCUUGUUGUUGACCUUUGCUAAACAGUGACAAUUUAUAAAUAGAGCAAAUAUUAAUGUAUUAAAAGCAUUCCUUAUUUUUUAACUAAAAUUUGCACAUUUUAUUAGUCUCCUUCUGAAUCUUCAUCGCCUUUUUUUUUUCUUUGCCAUUUGCAGUUGGUGUUCCUUCUUGGUUCAUUUUGUUUGGUUUCCAAUUUUUGAUUUAUUUUCACUGGUUAUUUGAUUUAGCAGGUGCAACAAAAGCAAGAAACAAGUACCCCUUCCACCCAACCCCACACUCCCCACUUAACUAAACAGCUAAAAUAAACUUCUGAAUGAUCUAUUUUAAAGUUUUGAAUUUAUUUACUAAUUGAUAAAAUUCCAGUUCUAAAUUCACACUCGAGCUGAAGGUUUUUUUUUUUUUACCAAUAAAAAUCUUCUGCUCCAAAUGAUUCUUUUGCAGCAAAGUGGUGUUUAUUGAGUUAAAUGUCCAGAAGGAUGCUUGUAUUUUGAAGUUUUGCCCUAUAUCCAGUAUAUACAAUUCACAGUGGAAAAAAAUAGACAUAAAUUUUGUGGGUUUUGUUUCCCUUUCUUCUCUCCAUUGCUUUCUCUAUACAGUAUACAGCAUAGUAGCUCACCCCUCUGAGGCUAGAUAGGUUUUCUAGCCUGGCUCUCAGCAUUGACAUCCUCUCCCACCUGGUAACAAGUAGUGAUAGUGCUAUAAAAUCUCCCACCUAACUUUGUUUGCUGCAUUUCUAAAGCUUUGUUUAGUCACUGGCUUUCCUCAAUUUAAGUGCACAAGGAAAUAUGUGAAAGGAACGUUUCUUGCAGGAGACACAGUAAACAAACUUAUGGUCCAGGAUAGAUGGGCAAAUUUUGUCAUCACGGGCCACAACAACUCUUACUAGAAGCUAUGAGCAUGAGUUCCUAACAUCCACAGCAACAUGGAUGCCAGGGCAGUAGUUCCCCAAGUUCCCAUCCCCUUUCUAGGGAAUAGCUAAAUUUUGAAGUCUCUCUUCCAGAACCCAUUAUACGAUUCAUUGAAUAAUUUCCAUAAGCUUCACUGAUGACAAUCCCUGACACCACCCCAUUCCCACCAUCUUCUUAGCUGAAAAAUAUAGGUCAGUUGCACAUUCCUGUCCUGUAAAGUAGAUUUACUUGCUUCUUCCACCAUAUUUGAUUAAUUUUUCCAAUAUCCCCACAACUUUGGUUAUCAGAUCAAAUCAUUCUUCAUUCAUUUAGAAAAGAACUAGAAAAUCUUCCUCUUUCAUGUUUCUUAACAUUAAAUUGAGCUGCAUCCCAAGGGAAGAAGCCCCUUUCUAAGUUGUUAAUGUUUCUACAUUAUUUCUCUCUCAGUUGAUCCCUUUCUACAGGAGCUAUCUGAACUAGUAUGGAGGAAACAGAGUUGGGUCCCUUUCCAGAUCCUUUCUCUUUGAAUAAUGAAAGCUGUGUUUCUCACCUCAAACAUCCUAUAGUAUGUCUUCCUCCUUAGACCACUGAUGGCAAUGACUGACCCUGCUGCACUGAGCAGCACCCCUUUCAUGAAUACCUUUCCUUCUCCCCUUCACAUCCAUUCAUUCUCUGUCCACCCCUCACAACCACCUAUCAAGCUGAUUAUAGCACUUUUACCGCUUAUGUCAGGCGGGAAGUGAUUGACGUAGAGGGCUCUGUCUAAGCAGAAACAAACAAAAAUACCCCAGGUGACCCGAGAGAAGUAAACUCCAGAAGGGAAACAAGGCCUCCUCUUCCCUCCCUGGUGAGUAUUCCUGUUAUUCCGUUAUGGUUUAAUAUGCAUUCGUAAUUACUUUUAAUAAAUAGUAUACCAUAAAGCUUUUGUUAUAGAUUAAAUGUAAACUGAAAGGAAUGUAAACAUAUGUAUUGUUAAUUAUAAAUAGAUAAGUAAUGGCAUAAUAGAUGAAAAAGGCUUAUUCAGAUGUAUCACACUCAUUUUACUUUACCCACCAACUGUCGCAUGGUAGAGUAGAUUUUUUUGUCUCUGAAUAUGUGAAUAACUUGACUUGCGUUUAUCUUUUUACAUAUUUAAUAAAAAAAAGUAUAUGUUAAAAUCUU